AAGAUGGAAAUAAAUAAUCAAAGCACUGUGACAGAAUUUAUCCUAAUAGGUUUUUCUAGCAACUCCUCAGCACAGCUUAUUCUAUUUAUAACCUUUGGAUCAGCUUAUACUGCAGCUCUGGCAGGUAACAUUUCUAUUAUCACUUUAAUUAGUCUGUGUUCUACUCUUCAUACUCCCAUGUAUUUUUUCUUGGUCAACCUCUCUCUUUUGGACAUUUGCUGUAUUAGUGUAAUUGUUCCCCCGACAAUGAGGAAUUUAAUGAAUAAGAAGACCAUAUCUGUGCAAGGCUGCUUCACACAGGCAUAUUUCUUUGUCAUUUUCCUGGGAUCUGAACUCUUACUUCUGGUUGUAAUGGCUUUUGAUCGCUAUGUAGCCAUCUGUCAUCCUUUACGUUAUACUGUCAUUAUGAACAGGAAAGUCUGUAAUUAUUUGGUGAUUGUGAUAUGGGUAUGUGGUGUUCUCCUUGCAAACAUUCAUGUUCUUUCCCUCCUGCGCUUGUCCUUCUGUGGACCUAGGACUAUCAAUCACUUUUUUUGUGAACUGCCUCCUCUGUUACUACUUUCUUGUACUGACACAACAUUCAACCGAUACCUCAUGCUGGUGACAGAUAUCUUCUUAGGAUUUGGUUGCUUCUUAUUGACUCUAGUCUCCUAUGUCUACAUUGUUUCCUCCAUCCUGAAGAUACCUUCUGUACAAGGGAAGAAGAAGGCUUUCUCCACCUGUUCUUCCCAUGUCAUGGUGGUGACUCUUUUCUACAGCUCAGCAAUCUACACCUAUGUCAGACCUAUAUCCAUGUACUUGGACAUUGACAAAAUUAUAGCUGUACAAUACACUGUGAUCACUCCUGUUCUCAAUCCCAUUAUCUACUGUCUAAGGAACAAAGAAGUGAAAGAUGAAUUUAAGAAAUUUGUAAGGCUCAAAAGAAACUAA
Molecule: messenger RNA, 930 nt
Organism: Anolis sagrei ordinatus
Lineage: Eukaryota; Metazoa; Chordata; Lepidosauria; Squamata; Anolidae
Product: olfactory receptor 5V1-like
Biological process (GO): G protein-coupled receptor signaling pathway
Cellular component (GO): membrane
Molecular function (GO): olfactory receptor activity; G protein-coupled receptor activity; odorant binding
Source: RefSeq, a predicted model, not a curated record